AUGACUUCCAUCGGCAAUAUUAUUGAAAUGUCGAAUAGUAUCAAAAAAAAAGAGCUGCGCCAAAAUAAAAGUUUGCGUCUUAUUGUAUUUUUGAGUCUCGGUGACUUUCUAUUGGCUGUUGGAGGGUUACCCUAUGUGAUAUACGUUACAAUAAACUGGAACCCGAUCCAGUUGGAUUACGAUCCAUGGCUCAUGAUGUUGUUAGCACAGCCAUUGCCACUGCAGCUAAAGGUUUCAGCAAUUAUUACAGUUGGAAUAGCGUUGGGAAGGUGCAUUGCCCUAUUCUCUCCUUCAUUAUACCGACGCAUGGACCAAGGAGAUUAUUCCAUUUCGGUUAUUCUCUUGUCCAUCUUUUUUGCUAUAUUUGAUGACUUUCUCUACUGGUACUCAACUAAACUUGAGCAUCAUCCAGACUGCGGAGGUGUUGGGUGUUUUGUGGGAGAACAGUUCCUAAACUACUGGGGGCUUUCGAAUAUGGUUUUCGGUCUUAUGACCGUAUUCCUCUCCGCGUUGAUAUUUCACAAACUCCGUGUAGUGACCAAACAGAAAGGAUCUUUGAAUUCACAACAAGGACAAAACAAAUACACGAAAGCUCAUCGCACGUCGACUGGGAUUCUGAUGUCAUCCUUAUUAUUUCUCACGCUUCCCAGUGUAUGUGUUGGGAUAGUUGAACUGACGGGAUUCUCGGUGUUUAAGUUAAUCGGAGCGUUUUAUUUAGCCUGCUUGCUGAUCAGUGGUGAGAAUAACUUCCAAAAACUUUUGAAAGUAUAA
Molecule: messenger RNA, 771 nt
Organism: Caenorhabditis briggsae
Lineage: Eukaryota; Metazoa; Nematoda; Chromadorea; Rhabditida; Rhabditidae
Exons: 4
Coding region: 1-771 (256 amino acids)
Source: RefSeq, a predicted model, not a curated record